This is a messenger RNA of Fimicolochytrium jonesii, 730 nucleotides long. RefSeq lists its product as uncharacterized. The coding region runs from base 34 to 495 and encodes 153 amino acids. Lineage: Eukaryota; Fungi; Chytridiomycota; Chytridiomycetes; Spizellomycetales; Powellomycetaceae. The transcript is spliced from 2 exons. The record is from RefSeq and is a predicted model, not a curated record.
CUCCAACUCGUUAAUGACCCCCCGCCGAGAGCAAUGUCAGACCCAUAUGUAAAGUGGUCAACCCUCCUCAAGGCAUUCCACGACCACCACAGGGAAGGCAUCCUGAAUCUGCUCAAAGAAUGCCGUACCCGCAGCCCCAAACGCCUCCCCCGUCUCCUCUCCCUCACCCGCACUGUGCUCUCCAACCUCGAAGCACACCACACGAUCGAAGACCGCGCAAUCUUCCCCAUCCUCGCCACCAAAUUCGACAUGUCCGCCUUUGAAGCCGACCACGCCGACCUCGACUCGCUGAUAUACUCCCUCAACGGGGUCGUGGCGCGUGCGGGUGGUGAGGAUCCUGCGGGGUUUGAUUGGCAGGCUUUUGAAGCGGAUGUUGGGCGGUUGAGGGCGUUGGUGUUUCCGCAUAUGCGGAGGGAGGAGGAGUUGACGGCGCCCGAGAAGAUGAGGGGUGUGUUUACGGAGAGGGAGAUGAGGGCGCUGUUGGGUGGGCAUUGAUGGUUGGGUGAAGAAAGAGAGGGCCGGAAUGUUCAUUGACUCAGUUUUGGAAUGGAGAGUAUAUAGCAGAUAGACAGACAAUUAUCGACGGUGGGGCAGGACAUGUGCAGUAUAGACCCCUGUCGGAGUUCUGAACGACACCUCUACGAGGAUUUGUAUCGAAUUUAUGCACCAACCAUCGCACAGCGAUAUUUGUGUCCCAUCCCACAUUAAUGCGCACAUAUACACAACAAAA